This is a messenger RNA of Acaulospora colombiana, 5404 nucleotides long. The record is from the annotation of a GenBank genome assembly. NCBI's taxonomy places the organism in Eukaryota, Fungi, Glomeromycota, Glomeromycetes, Diversisporales, Acaulosporaceae.
AUGUCUUCAAUAGAUAAACUUCAGAAAUGUUUGCAAGAACUUUCCGAAUGUCGUCAAAAUAUUUUACAACUAUCAAAAAAUAGUCUCUUUCAAGAUAACGGCGAAGCGCUACGAUACUGCGAGGAUAUUGAACAGAUAGUUUUUAAUGACGUUGAUACCAAAGAACUAGAUCCAUUAUUCUUGAUGGAAUUGAUCAAUGUGACUGACAAAACUCUCGAAAAAGCAAAGAUUGCGCUAUUUGAAUUUCUGUUUCUUUAUAUCGAGAGAGUCAAAGCAGACAUCGAAUCAUACUCUGUCAACAUAAAGGAGGCAUGCUUGUCUAUUCUUCAAUUUGAUGAUGAAGCUUUGGUUCGAGCUGCAUCCUUCAAGCCAAUGAUGGCAAUGUUUGAUUCUAGUGUUCCCAUUAUUGAUCCUGAAAAAAUGCACAUACAAGAUGUCCUGAAGAGCAAGAUACAAUCGAGUACAAAAGUCAUGGCCGGAGUUUUGACAAUUAUUGGAAUAAUUUCGCGAAGGUUUCCUGAGCAAUCUGAGAAAGAUCAGGAUAAGAUUCUUCGCGUGUUCAUUCACAUGUUGAAAGAUAGAAAUCAUUCGAGCGCGGCGUUCAAAGGCCUACAUUCUUUUUUGUACAGUUUCCCUGAUGCUCCGCGAAAAGCGGGUAACGAGGGGUACGUGUUUGAGUGCAUUCAGCGAAGCAUUGCCAUGGUUGAAAAUGAAACGCGAUAUGAUAUAGCAAAAACCGGUUUCGACUAUAUAAUAAAUCACCCCUCCAUCUUUGGACGAUAUUAUCUGCAACACUACGAGGAAUUAUGGACGAGUCUUUGGAAAUGUCGCCAACACAUAAAUGUUGAUGUCAGGCGUGCGGCCUUUAGGGCCAUCGGCGAAUUUCUGAAGACGCAUUUCAUAUCGAUAUUCGUCAACAUAUGGAAAUCAAGCAAUUCCAAGCAAGAGCAAAAGAUGGAAAACGAAGAAAACGAUCGGCGCUCGAAGGAUCUUUCCAUCGCGGUUCGUGGUGUUGGAUAUUUCGCGGCGCCAGCAAAAAAAAUUAUGGAUGAAAAUAGAUUGCAACAAUUAUUUCACGAUUUGCUAAGACCAAACACUUGGGUCGUCUCAGGCGAUAAUGAGACUCUGGCAAACGUCUCGCAGAUUCCGCUGUUCAUAGAAGCUUAUUGUUAUAUUGGCAAGGAAUUCGAUGUCAUCUUUGAAGGAUUGUUGGAAACCAUUGAACGGGAAGUGGGAAUAAUGUUGAUCCAUUAUCCCCGAUUGACUCCUGAUUUACGCCUUCGCAGCGCAAAUGUGUUUGAGCAGUUGUUGUGGAUGUUGUACGACAAGGGAUCCGGCUUUCUCCAGAAAUUCACCUCCAAGAUAUUUUAUCAAGCAUUGAUUUUAACUUGCUCCGACGCAGUUCAGAGCCAAGAACGACCCGACUAUCAAGGGCAAAAUAUCUCCAAUGUUAUCAACACCGUUGCCGAUCACACGUAUCAAGAAAUGUUUGAUUUCUGGGAUCACAUAUUCAACGAUUCCACCUUGACAUGGGUUAAUCAGCAGAGUGGGCAUUCGAGUGGAAACCUAAAAGAUGGAGAAGCUGCCAAAGCCUUCUUCUCCAUUAUUUAUGAUGAAUUUUUUUUGACCGUAUUUCGAAUGAUCCAGGCGCUCAACUUUAAAGUGAUUGAUGUUGCGGCAGAGGAUUCAAGUAGCACGAUGAUCUCGGAAACCGAGACAACUCACGAAACUGUCGACUCCAACCUAAUAGCAAUUGCUGGAUCCGGUGAUCUGGAGAAUUUACAACCCAUGGUUUCCAAGGAUUUUGUUAUAUUUCAGAAUCUCGUGGACUUUUGGCAGUUGUUUUUGCCCCGGAUUAAGCGAGAAUUAUUUUCGAGAUGGGUUUACCUGUCAGCAUACGAUUUGAUUUCAUUCUCUACUCAGUACCCUUACGUCAGCGGUUUUUACAAAAUGCUGGAGUCCUGUUUGAAAGUGUGCGAAAAUAUUCAAUUCUUCAACGGCAUCAAAAAGUCAGGCGACGAGUCUAUCAUGGAAAGCGACUUUUGCGACCAAUUGUUGCCUUCCGCGACGGCAACACAACGCGCAAGUUAUUAUCUUUACGCGAAAUUUCUCAAGGAAGUUUGUGCACGAUUGGGUCAAUAUAAAGAUGAUUUGUUGACAUCGUGCCUUCGUCUUGUUCUCUCGGUUCCCAAGGAGCUUUUAUGUAUUGACGAUCUCAUAUCUCCGAUAUGCAUUGUCUUAAAGUUGGGUCAAAGCCACCAGCCGCUUGCCAACAUCGGUCUUGACGCGAUUGAAAAGAUCGUAGAUUUAAAAGGACCUCGAGAUUUGAGUAAAUGGCUUGAGAAGGUCCUACCCUUUUUCAACGAAUAUUUGCUAGUUAAAUCUGACAUGAUGGACAAUUCUCUGAAAGAGAUUGCACAGUUUCGGGAGAACGCUCAAAGAAAUAGGAGGACUCUAAAAUCAUUGGAAAAGGCACGAAAGCAGAAAAUAAGAGAGUCCGGAAUAAUAAAGUCUGCAAAAACAAUAGUCGGACAGCUUGAAAAAAAUGUGGGAUUGCAUGAUUUGCAACACAUGAGUCGAGCCUGCAUUCCAGAUCACCUGAGGUUAAGAGCAGAGGGUCCGUUUCAUAAAACAUACCUUCGCGUCUUUCCCGCUCUUUUGCGUUUGGCGAUUGACACCGACCAGGUUCCGAGAAAAUUGUUCCAAAGACUCGUUUCUCAGUUGAUACAUUGGUUCACCAAUAAUGCGCAAUACGAGAACCCGGAGACCAUCGCUCUGCUGAAAUGCUUCCUUGAAGCUAUAUGUGACUCCUGGAGUUCAUUGAGAGAUUAUGGAGCCAAAUGUUUAAAUGAAUUUUUAUUAUGGUCGAUUAAACAGUCCUCAGAACGGCAAAUAGAGGGAAAUCCGAUGAAUAUGAAAUCAUUAUUUAAGCGUUUGUAUGAUUUUUCUGCCCAUCCUGACUAUGCAAAACGACUGGGAUCUUCUUUGGCAGUUAAUCACAUCUACAGAGUUUUUCGCGAAGAGAGGCACUUGGUUGAUCAAUUCACUUUCGAGCUUUUGUACUGGAUGUUAUUUAACUUACGGUUAUCUGAACAGGAUCAAGAUGCCACGGGCACCAAACAACAAGCAAUAACAGCAAUUCGUCAUCUGAAAAAAAUAAUCAAAGCAAAAUACCACCUGUUUAUAAAGGAGGAAAAAAAUAGGCGAAAAUUUCCCGGUCUCGCCAGAGCGGAUUUGUCAUCUUUGGUGGAUUGGCUUUUUGUGGAAACAAGUCGAAGGGAAAGCGACUAUGCCAACAUGUGUCGAGAAUUGUUUGUCGAGUUUAUUGGCCUUCUCUCAGAUUUUAGUAGCGGCUCUCAUUGGAUCAUCGAGAAAAUUUCCGUGAAGCCCUCCUUUUUGUCGGAACUCUACAGGAUCUCUGCGCUAUCGGCACCUUUUGUCAACGAAAGAAGCGCGAAUUUACUUCAAAUAAACGAAUGGUGUAUUCGAUUCCUAUGUAUUCUGGAAAAUUACACGUGGCUUAUUAAGGAAAAAUUCGUGACUCCGGAAAUCUUGUUGCGAAAUGAGAUAUCAGAUUUCCGUGAGACGAUAAAUUAUUUUUUGGAUAAGAUGGUUUUGACAGCUGAUCUGGAACCUUUCCUCGAUGUUAUGGACGUUGAUGAUCAUCAAGACGCCGGUGUCGUAUCUGACCCCGAAAAAAUCUUGACACCGGCAGAGCGAUCGAAGUGGAAAAAGCUUCGAACCAGAAUGAUCGAUCGCCUUAUCGAUUUUAAUAUCGCGCUUCUUGAAGUUUCAGUUGACAACGACCCCAACACUUGGAGUGCAACAGUUUACAACGUUUCUUUCUUCAAGACUUUGGCAAAAUGUUUGUUCUACACCGAAAAAUUAAUAUCGGAUGGAAAUACGCGUGACAAUCUUUUAGGAAAGUUGCAAACUUUCUUGGCACUAUUCAAGCAUUCCAGCCAGUAUCACUUGAAUCAAUGUCUCCGAGAAAUAGCGGCUAUUACGUUUUCAGAGGAUGUUGAUUUGCUGAAUAUUGAAUUUGACAAGUCGGAAGACGAUGUCUACUCUGAAAAAGGUGAAAUUGUUAAAGCUUAUUGUCAGGGUAGACAAGUGAAAUCGAAAGAGUUGACGCGUAAAAUAAUGGAAAUCUCUCACAGAAUAAAGGCCAGAGGAGAUGUGAAUGAAUUUAUGAGCAAAGAAAUUAAAGAGGCCAUGUUCCUUCUUCGAUGUGCGGCAUACAACGCGUUGGCGGCAGUAAUAAUACGCACUCAAACUAAUCAACAAUUUUAUAAAACGUUUUUGUUCUCGGGCAAUCCCUCAAAUGGUGAACUUUUAUGGGAAAAUAUUGUUGAUCCGGAGAGUGUGGAUUUAUUUGAUAAUACAAUAACCGGUGAUCUUGAUGAAAGUUUGAACGGCGAUGAUAGGGAUCAAAUGAGUAUAGAAAUAAACGUGCCUUCCGAGCCAAAUGCAAAGGAAAGCUCCAGGGAGUUUGAAGUUGACAUCAUUAAUCUAAAUCCUUGCAUGAAAAUGAUAAUAAAAGUUAUCGAGCGGCUUCAUUCGGACAUCACUCCGCCCCCCUCCGAAUUGGCUGAAUCGAUGCCAGGGUGGAUGAACGAAAUGUACAAGAAAUUUUCACUCAAAGCAUUUGAAAAAUACGCUUCGUUCUGGAUAAGACCUUUGAUGAAAUUGAUAGUUGAGGGCGACUCUUUUGGUGAAGGGAUUAACUACUUUAUUCAGGAUUUAUCGGCUGUGAUUACCGUCUGGGGUUCGUUGAUUAAAUUGCAAUCGUAUGAAGACAAAGUGUUGAUCUACGAGCUGCUGAACUUCCUGAUGAAAAACGUUGUCUUUCGAAAUAACCUUCAAACGAUCAAAGGAAUAUUUGAGAUUUGGGCCGAGUCCAUCGUGGUUCCAACGCGUGUAAUUUAUGAUUAUAUCAACAGUACGAAUGAAGAUCACAUUUUAGCCGGUUUGCAACUGUUAGGAAUUGUGUUGGCACACGACAAACCUCCUUUUCAACAGGAAGUCGGAAUUGAUUUGGGUGACUUAACGGAUGAGAAAUUAUAUCGAAACCUCACGAAAAAACUGCGUCACACCAAAUAUACGAUACGCGACCUUUGCGCGGAGGUUUGUGGUAUGACCCUUAAGCAUCUCAGAAAGUAUCAUUGCUCAGAUGAUUUUAUGUCUGUUCUCUUGGAUCCAAUAUUGGAAACGGUAGCUGCCUUUUAUCAAAAUGUCAUGAACAAACAGACCGAUGCCAACGCGUUUCUCACAUGCGUGCACCACAUUGCGAUGCACGAUCCUCCAGUAUCGGAAAAAUUUCUUCGCUAUGUUUUUAACCUACUACCGCGCCUUAACGCGGUCAAUGAUAAAAAGUUUUUGGCCUUGGAGCUUAUCUCCUACU